AUGACACCCGUACAUUUUAGCUUUAGCUCAGCAUUCAUUCUAGGACUGAUGGGACUAGCAUUCCACCGUACACACCUACUCUCCGCACUUCUCUGCUUAGAAGGAAAAAUAUUGUCGCUGUUGAUUGCAUUAGCCCUAUGGGCACUACAAUUCGAAUCCACAGGAUUCUCUACGGCUGCUAUGCUACUUUUAGCUUUCUCUGCCUGUGAGGAAGGCACAGGUUUAGCACUACUAGUUGCCCCAGCCCGCACUCACGGAACCGACCGCCUACAAAACCUAAAUUUACUACAAUGCUAA
Labeo rohita (rohu) is the source of this 297-nucleotide messenger RNA. Lineage: Eukaryota; Metazoa; Chordata; Actinopteri; Cypriniformes; Cyprinidae. The record is from the annotation of a RefSeq genome assembly.